Molecule: messenger RNA, 2642 nt
Organism: Cavia porcellus (domestic guinea pig)
Lineage: Eukaryota; Metazoa; Chordata; Mammalia; Rodentia; Caviidae
Gene: Large2
Product: LARGE xylosyl- and glucuronyltransferase 2
Exons: 13
Coding region: 357-2444 (695 amino acids)
Biological process (GO): protein O-linked glycosylation via mannose
Cellular component (GO): Golgi apparatus
Molecular function (GO): glucuronosyltransferase activity; xylosyltransferase activity
Source: RefSeq, a predicted model, not a curated record
GGCGGAGCGCGGGCGCCGGGCAGGUGGCGGGCGGGACCCGGCCUUCGGGGGCUCCUGGCACCGCAGCCCCGGUGGGGUUCCCGUCCGCGUCUGGCGCGGGCGGGAGCCGGGGGUCUCCCCGCCCCGAGGGCCCCGAGGGGCGGAGGUGAAACCUGAGCCCAGGUCGGGGCGGGGCCGGCCGCGCUUCCCGCUGCCCCGCACCCGGUGGCGAGCCCUGGGCCGGGCGGGGCGCCGCGCAGGUGAGGCGGCUCCGCGCUCCGGGCGACCCGCGGCCCACCGCCCUCAUCCCGGCCCGCAGCCCGCGAUGGAGCCCGCAGCCCGGGCCCGCGCCCCGCCCUGAGCGCCCCGCGACGGCCAUGCUGCCCCGAGGGCGCUCCCGGGCGCUGGCCGCCGCCGCGCUGCUGCUCGGGCUGCUGCUCCUGGCCGGGCUCUUCCUGCUCGCCGGGGACCCGCGGGCGGAGGACGCGGGGGGCUCUUGCUGCCGGCCCAUGCAGCCUGAACCCCAAGACGGGCGGCCUUCGGGGCCCGCUGCGCGCGAAGGAGCCCUGCGUCCACCCAGGUGUCAGCUUUUGCACGUGGCCAUCGUGUGCGCAGGGCUCAACUCCAGCCGAGAAGUCGUCACCCUGGUGAAGUCCAUGCUCUUCUACAGGAAAAAUCCGCUGCACCUGCACCUGGUGACCGACGCAGUGGCCCAGAGCAUCCUGGAGACACUGUUCCGCACGUGGAUGGUGCCGGCCCUCGGAGUCAGCUUCUAUGAUGCAGACCAGCUCAAGCCCCACAUCUCCUGGAUCCCCAACAAGCACUACUCUGGCCUCUACGGGCUAAUGAAGCUAGUGCUGCCCGGCGUCCUGCCCCCUGGCUUGGCCCAAGUCAUUGUCCUGGACACAGAUGUCACCUUGGCCUCUGACAUCGCGGAACUCUGGGCACUCUUUGCUUACUUUUCUGACAAGCAGGUGAUCGGCCUCGUGGAGAACCAGAGCGACUGGUACCUGGGCAACCUCUGGAAGAAUCAUAGGCCCUGGCCUGCCUUGGGCCGGGGAUUUAACACAGGUGUGAUCUUGCUGUGGCUGGACCGCCUUCGGCAAGUGGGCUGGGAGCAGAUGUGGCAGCUGACAGCUAGGCGGGAACUCCUCACCCAGCCCGCCACCUCCCUGGCUGACCAGGACAUCUUCAAUGCCGUCAUCAAGGAGCACCCGGGGCUGGUGCAGCCCCUGCCCUGUGUCUGGAAUGUCCAGCUGUCGGACCACACACUGGCUGAGCGCUGCUACUUGGAGGCAGCUGACCUCAAGGUGAUCCACUGGAACUCACCCAAGAAGCUGCGGGUGAAAAUCAAACAUGCAGAAUUCUUCCGCAACUUGUACCUGACUUUCCUGGGCUAUGAUGGGAACCUGCUACGGCGAGAACUCUUUGGGUGCCCCAGCCAGUCCCCAGCUGGGGCCGAGCAGCUGCAGCAGAGCCUGGCCCAGCUCGAUGAGGAGGACGCCUGCUUCGAGUUCCGGCAGCAGCAGCUCACCGUGCACCGUGUGCACAUCACCUUCCUGCCCCACGAGCCACCCCCUCCCCGGCCUCAUGAUGUCACACUGGUGGCCCAGCUUUCCAUGGACCGGCUGCAGAUGCUUGAAGCCCUGUGCAGGCACUGGCUGGGCCCCAUGAGCCUGGCCUUGUACCUCACAGACGCAGAGGCCCAGCAGUUCCUGCGUUUCGUCGAGGCCUCGCCGGUGCUGUCUGCCCGGCAGGACGUGGCCUACCACGUGGUGUACCGUGAGGGUCCCCUGUAUCCUGUCAACCAGCUCCGCAACGUGGCCCUGGCCCAGGCACUCACGCCUUAUGUCUUCCUCAGUGACAUUGACUUCCUGCCUGCCUACUCCCUCUAUGACUACCUCAGGGCCUCCAUCGAGCAGCUGGGGCUCGGCGGCCUGCGCAAGGCCGCACUGGUGGUGCCAGCAUUCGAGACCCCACGCUACCGCUUCAGCUUCCCCAAGUCCAAGGCUGAGCUGCUGGCCUUGCUGGACGCUGGCGCCCUCUACACCUUCAGGUACCAUGAGUGGCCUCAGGGUCACGCGGCCACGGACUAUGCCCGCUGGCGGGAGGCUCAGGCACCAUACCGUGUGCAGUGGGCGGCCGACUAUGAGCCCUAUGUGGUGGUGCCACGUGACUGUCCCCGCUAUGACCCUCGCUUUGUGGGCUUUGGCUGGAACAAGGUGGCCCACAUCGUGGAGCUGGAUGCACAGGACUACGAGCUCCUAGUGUUGCCCGAGGCCUUCACCAUCCACCUGCCACACGCGCCAAGCCUGGACAUCUCCCGCUUCCGCUCCAGCCCUGACUACCGCGCCUGCCUGCAGGCCCUCAAGGAGGAGUUCCACCAGGACCUCUCACGCCGCUACGGGGCAGCUGCCCUCAAGUACCUCACAGCCUUGCAGCAGCGGCCCAGGAACUCCGCCUGAGCCUCCCCAGCUGGACCGGUGCCCUCCCACCUUCACAGCUAUUUUAAGUUAUUUGAGGUCUCUGUGGGUGGGCCUGGGGCCUCCCCCCUGCUGUGCCCCAGCUGGGAUCCAGCCUCCCUUUGCCCCAGCUGGUUUGGGGCUCUCUUUCCCAUGCUCCAGCCUGUACAUUCCUUUUUGAUAAUUAAAGUUUUCAAGUGA